AUGAAGUCGCUAAUCUUCUGUCUUCUUAUUGUAGCUACUACAACUUGUUUUGAGAUCCCAGUAAAACGUGUGGUAAAGAGUAAGGAAGCUGCAGUUAAUGGUGUACCUCUUGACAAGGAAACGGGAUCGUUCGUUGGAGUAGUUUCAUUAGGAACGCCAGGCCAAGACUUUAACCUUGCCUUUAGUACGAACACUUCAGCUUUGUGGGUACCAAAUACCAGCUGUUCUUGUGGAGAGAAGUGCAAAAAUGGUAAGUUUUGUACUUGGUUCAUUUAGUUACUUAGACAUUAUUAUUUUGAGUACUACCUAUCAUAAUAUAAAAAAUAGCAUAGCAAAGUAAAAAAUGUCAUUAAAACAUAACCAUUUUAGCCCGACUAUGUCCUCAGCUAUGCGAAGCUCACUGUUGUUCCAAGUCAGCCUUGAGCAAUUCUUCAGGAAGCUGUUCCAAUAAGAAUACUUUCAAUGUCGAAGAAUCAAGAUCAUUUAUUGCAGGUUCGUAUUCAAGCUGCUCACAUUUCAGCUUUUUCGUUGAAACAUACUAUAACUAAUUUUUAAGAAAGAUUAGCAAAUUUUAAUUUUUAUAAGUUAUAUUGUAUUUCAGUUGAUGAAACAGCCAAUAUCCCCUUCCUUGACAGUAACUUAACAGCCCAACUUGGCUACGACACCUUACGAAUGGGACCACACUACCGCCCCGGCCUCACCGCCAACAACAUUCAAUUCGGAGUUGUCAACGAAUUCGAAGGCCAAUACCAAGAUGUAACAUACGAUGGAAUCUUCGGCCUUGGUCUAGAAUCAGUGGAAGGAGUGUCAUCUCCAAUCAAACAACUAUAUUCUACUGGAGUCAUCCCGAGCCCCUUACUGAGUGCUUUCUUCGUAGCUAGGACAGAAAACAAUGUUGUGGAUGGAGUUUUAACAUUGGGACAGGAAGAUACUACAAGAUGCAAAAAGAGUAACCAUUUCUUCAAUGUGGAAGACAACUGGGUAUUUAUUCCCUGUACCUGCUUUUAACUUUACGUCGAGUUACGGUUACAUUAAUCAAUCGCACAAGGUAAUAUACAAAACAUAUCAUUAGCAAACUGGAAAAAGUUACUAUUAGCAAGGCAUAUACAUAUUAUACUUAUAAACUAACCUCAAAAAGUAAAAAACUGACAAAAUACUAUCAACUACUAACUAAACCAUUUAAGGGUACCAUUGACCUCUCAUCCGACUACAUCUACGUCCCUCGCGAAGUCUUACAAGUCGUAGCCAGCUUCUUCGACUCAAAGAUCGAUAUCAUUACUGGACGUGUAGCUGUCAAUUGCAAUCGCAAUACCUAUCUCUACUUUACUGUUGGUGGCACUUAUUCCCGCGUUUUUUCAAACCAGAUAAUGGAACCAUACAGCGGUGCUCAAUGUCUCCUGAAACUGAAAGUUUCGCCUGUAGACGCUCCAGUUCAAUAUAAAUUCGGACUACCUUUGUUCACGAACAACUGUCUAGUCCUCGACUUUAACGGUAAAAUGGCCGUCCCAGAAAAAAAUGAUUAA
Molecule: messenger RNA, 1523 nt
Organism: Bursaphelenchus okinawaensis
Lineage: Eukaryota; Metazoa; Nematoda; Chromadorea; Rhabditida; Aphelenchoididae
Source: the annotation of a GenBank genome assembly